UAGAUCGUGAGUCUGUCACUGUCAAGUCCCUGUUGUGAUGUCAUUAAAAAUAAAAUCUAACUUUUAAUUUUAAUUUCUCACCUCAAUGAUUUUUAUAUACUCCGAUUCUAUCAAUCAUCAAUCAAUAUAAAAUCUUGCAUUUGAGAGUUCUAAAUUCGAAAUUUAAUUUUAUUGAAAGACAUUUUUAAAUAACAAAUUGUUUGAAUAGCUUGUCAUAUUUAUUCGACAAGAUCUCAUUUUUUUUAAAUAUAGUAUUAAAUUUUGUUUUAAAGAUGGAUCCAAUUGCGGUUUUACAAAGUAGAAUAGAACAAUUAGAAGCUAAAUUGGGUGUUAAUAAUAAUAUUCUCGUUGAUGCACAACAAGAUGGUCAACAAGGGGAUUCUGUGACGACAAAUCUGUUAAAUGCGGCCCAAGCUAUGAACAAUGCCACUACAGGACAUGAAAAACUUUCUGAGGCUAAGAAUAUAGCAAGUGAACUGAAUAAUUACACUGAUCCAAACCUUGUUGAGAACAUGCAACAAAAUAACAUGCAUAUGCAUGAAGUAGUUGCAGCGGAGCCUGUCAUCCAACACCACUGUCAAUGCAUGCACCGCUGUAAACAGGCUGCCCCGGUACUAGAAUCAGAGGCAAUACAGCAAGUUCCGCAUAUGCAGGCUACUGUCAACAAACUACACAUGGCUGCUGCAGAGGUUAAAGCAGAGGCUGAUGCUGUGUCUCAUGGUAUUCAAGAACUAGCAGAGAUGUGUGGAACAGCAGCAUCUGCAGCAUCAGAAAAAUUAGCAGCAGUUGCUCAGAAGGUUGAGCAAGUGGAAGAAAAAAUGUUCCCUAAAAGAAGAAAUGGCUUGGACUAGAUUUAUUCCAGAAUAUUUAUUAUAUAACUACAUUUGUUUUUUAUUUAUUAUAUUGCAGUAUCUCAUAAUAUAUUCUAAAUAAAAAGUUAUAUUAAUUUAAACCUUGUUUUCUUAUUAAACCCAUUGAUAACUCAAA
Molecule: messenger RNA, 987 nt
Organism: Melitaea cinxia (Glanville fritillary)
Lineage: Eukaryota; Metazoa; Arthropoda; Insecta; Lepidoptera; Nymphalidae
Exons: 4
Coding region: 273-851 (192 amino acids)
Biological process (GO): cytoskeleton-dependent cytokinesis
Cellular component (GO): dynactin complex
Source: RefSeq, a predicted model, not a curated record